Molecule: messenger RNA, 480 nt
Organism: Letharia columbiana
Lineage: Eukaryota; Fungi; Ascomycota; Lecanoromycetes; Lecanorales; Parmeliaceae
Exons: 5
Coding region: 1-480 (159 amino acids)
Source: RefSeq, a predicted model, not a curated record
AUGGUAGACCCACAAAGAGACACCAUCGAGGUGGAUCCUCAAUACCUGGAAGUUGUUACCAUCCAUGACCGAGAAUUUCAGAAGUAUUCGAUUGACAACUCUAUUCACCUCGUUCCCGUUGAUGAGGAAGAGGCAUAUCGGCUGGAGAAUCAACAUCGAGUGUUCAAUCUUGUGUUCGACGGACGACUCAUCUUUCCACCAGUGACCAGUCCGAAGAACGUCCUCGACUGUGGCUAUGGUGCGGCAUCAUGGGCAAUGGAGUUGGCGGAGAGUUAUCCUGACUGCCAGGUCAUUGGGAUCGACAUUUCGCCGCAACUGAAGCCGGAUGAAACGCCGGCAAACUUCGAGCCACAGCUCGACGACAUUAAUCUCCCGUUCACCUUCGAAUCCAAUACAUUCGACCUUGUCCAGUCAAGAAUGGUGGGGGGAGGAAUCAAUAUUUCAAGAUGGCCGUCGUAUCUCAGGGACAUCAAGAGGUAG